Messenger RNA from Pleuronectes platessa (European plaice), 1700 nucleotides. It is a transcript of the gene peli3, whose product is annotated as pellino E3 ubiquitin protein ligase family member 3. NCBI's taxonomy places the organism in Eukaryota, Metazoa, Chordata, Actinopteri, Pleuronectiformes, Pleuronectidae. The coding region runs from base 25 to 1446 and encodes 473 amino acids. Gene Ontology annotation, biological process: regulation of Toll signaling pathway; protein K63-linked ubiquitination. Gene Ontology annotation, molecular function: ubiquitin protein ligase activity; protein binding. The transcript is spliced from 6 exons. The record is from RefSeq and is a predicted model, not a curated record.
GAGCCCCAGUUGUGGCCGGUGGGCAUGGUUUUGGAGGGCAGCUCAGAGGCGCUGUGUCCCCCCCCAUCUCUGGAGCUGCGCCCAUCCUGCAACAAGAGCCAGUCCUCGCCUCCUCUGAGCACCAGCUCACAACCCCACGACGUAGUCUUCCCUGAGGACAAGGAGCCCGUCAAGUACGGCGAGCUCAUCGUCUUAGGGCACAAUGGUUCACUGGCCAAUGGAGACAAGGGUCGUAGAAGAAGUCGUCUGGCCCUUUACAAGAGACCCAAAGCCAAUGGGGUCAAACCUGAUGUUAUCCACAAUGUCUCAACACCUCUGGUGUCAAAGGCACUCAGCAACAAAAGCCAGCACAGCAUCUCCUACACACUGUCACGGAGCCACUCUGUCAUUGUGGAGUACACCCAUGACACCAACACAGACAUGUUUCAGAUUGGCCGGUCCACAGAGAGCAUGAUCGACUUUGUGGUGACGGACACGACAGGCAGUGGCAGCAGUCAGGGUGGUGGUGGUGCGGGUGGGGAGGGUGGUGGCGGAGGACAGUCAGCUCAGAGCACCAUCUCCCGCUACGCAUGUCGCAUCAUGUGUGAACGCAGCGCUCCCUACACAGCCCGCAUCUACGCUGCCGGCUUCGACUCCUCCAAGAACAUCUUCCUGGGGGAGCGGGCAGCCAAAUGGAGGACGUCGGAUGGCUUGAUGGACGGCCUUACCACCAAUGGGGUGCUGGUGAUGCACCCAGCAGGGGAGUUUGUGUCUGAGCCGGCUCCAGGCGUCUGGAGGGAAAUCUCAGUGUGUGGCAACGUCUUUGCCCUGAGAGAGACACGCUCUGCCCAGCAGAGAGGAAAACUGGUUGAAAAUGAGUCCAAUACCUUACAGGACGGUUCACUGAUUGAUCUGUGUGGGGCUACCCUGCUAUGGAGGACCCCCGCCGGACUGCGCCACACCCCCACUCUCAAACAACUGGAGUCCCUUCGCCAGGAGCUAAAUGCUGCCCGACCACAAUGCCCCGUGGGUUUCAACACCCUGGCCUUUCCCAGCCUGGCCCAGCGUGAGAUUGUUGACAAAAAGCAGCCCUGGGUCUACGUUAACUGUGGCCAUGUGCAUGGCUACCACAACUGGGGCUACCGCAAGGAGAAGGGCCCAGCCGGCCCUGGGGGCACUGCACCGGCCAGCACUGGGGAGAGGGAAUGCCCCAUGUGCCGGCGAGUUGGCCCAUAUGUGCCACUGUGGCUGGGCUGCGAGGGAGGAUUGUACCUGGACGCCGGGCCGCCCACUCAUGCUUUCUGCCCCUGUGGCCAUGUAUGCUCAGAAAAGACAGUGGUGGGGUGGAGCCAGAUCCCAUUACCCCAUGGCACCCAUGCCUUCCACGCUGCCUGCCCCUUCUGUGGUACCUGGUUGACAGGGGAACAGGGCCACAUCAAACUCAUCUUCCAAGGCCCUGUCGACUGAAGCCCUGACCCGAGAACCACUCAGAGGACAGUGAUGUUGGAUUGGACAGAGGUGAGACAGAGUUAAGACUGUGUGCUAGAACAAAAAUCUGAACAUUUCAAGUAUGAGGUAAAAGAGAAAGCACUGAUGACAAGUACAGUGAAAGGACUGUUGAUAUGAUGAACUGAAAGCGACCUGCAAUAGUAGAUGCCAAGGCUUCACAUGGACUAAGAGGUGUAUGGAGGAGAUGUAAAUAAACUGUGUUGAAAUGAAAA